This is a messenger RNA of Diplodia corticola, 2526 nucleotides long. RefSeq lists its product as uncharacterized. The record is from RefSeq and is a predicted model, not a curated record. Bases 1 to 2526 code for a protein of 841 amino acids. The transcript has 2 exons. NCBI's taxonomy places the organism in Eukaryota, Fungi, Ascomycota, Dothideomycetes, Botryosphaeriales, Botryosphaeriaceae.
AUGGGUUCCGACUUCGCGUCAGGCGUCGGCAUCGCCCUUCGCGGCGCCCCGGAUGAGUACAUCGGCGAGAAGCAGAUGCCCAGCUCCAGCAGGCGCGCCAUGCAGGUGGAGAUGACCCAGGACGUCAUCGACGACAUGCUCCAGAGCAUUCGCGACGGUCGUCCUCCGAUGCUCCACUUCAGUCAAAACCCCAUCCUCAAGAUCGGAGAGACCAAGAUCGUCAUCGACGCGACAAAGGAGACAUUCAGGAACGAGCUGUACCAGACUGCCCCUACUAACGCGGAAGACGGCAGCAGCGAUGUCACCAGCAACUUCUUUGGCACCGUCGACUACCGACUUGCUCUUCAGAGGGCUAGUGAGGCCAGCCAGGCCAUGAACAGGACCGACUCCGCUCUCCAAGCCCUCAAGUCGAACAUGAAGGCGAUCCGCAAGGAGAAAGAGGCUCCGAAGUGGGCACCCAAAAUUAUCAGCACCGCUCGGUUAAACAUGCUAACUUCUAAACGCAAAAGGGUAUCCAUGGAAGUCGAUCCCCUGCAACUGGACAGAAUGAAGCGGCUUCAACAGGGUAGGUAUGCGAAGCCAAGCCGUGGAACUGUCCUGGGAGGUAGACUGGUUGCUUCAACCUCGAACGCGUCGAGCCCUGCCCUGUCCGCCGCCUCACCCAGACCGACCGCACCGACCUCCGCACCAAUCUCCAAGAAGACAUCGGCAGUAGAAUCGGCCCUACGCAAGGCACUCGUCCACAUACUCGCCCUUGAGCCCGUGAAGGUGCAAGAUAUUGCUCGCAAGAUGAGGGUCCCGAAGGAAGAUAUCUCAUCGGUGCUGGAAAAGAUUGCGAAGGAGCAGGGAGGAGAGUGGAAGUUGACGGACAAGGCAUACAAAGAGCUGGACCCCUUCAGCCCGAGCAUUCGAUUCUGGACGGAGGAGCAGCGCAAGAAGGCGAUCGACAAUGCCAUCAAGGCGCUGGAUCGUCAGAGGCUUGAUCCUCGUGACAAGAUUUGGCAGAAUCUCCUUCCAGAGCAUGAGCGCGGCAAGGGAAAGAUCCUGUCCAAGUUGAGCCUGGCUUCAUCCAGCGCUGCGCCAAAGACUUCAACGCCGUCCGUGAAGCCCGCUAUGGGCAACAAACAGAAGCUGAACCAGCUGACGAAGAAGACGAAGACGGAAACGAAGAAGAAGGAGCCGAAGAAGAAGAAAAGCGAAGAAGAUGCAUUCGGAAUCGCAUCUCAAAAGAAAUCCAGGCCUUUGGUGGGGGAGAGCACAACUGCUUUGGGACAGAAGAAGACGCUUAAGGGUGAGGAGAAGGGAACCACAACUCUCAAGAGAAAGAUCGACAAGCCUUCUAGCGAGGAGGAUACCGGACGUACGACGUUGUCAAAGGCCGUGAAACGUCCAAUUGCUGAAGAUCAGGCCAACCAAAAUCCACCCAAGAAGACCAAGAGGUCCAACCCCGAUGACGGAGAGGUUGGCCAGGUCGCGAGGAAGACAUUGUCAAAGAUGUCAGGUGAAGGCGACAAAGGCGGUCAGAACACGGGUCUCCAGAAGACAACCCGGAUCCGGAAGGAGGGUACAACGGUCGUGUCUGCUAAGCUUAACAAAGAGAACGCCCAGUCAGAAACAAAGGUCGGCAGCAAGCCCAUCACCAAGAAACAAACACAGACAAACAGCACCGUCAGAACGACCAACACUGCCCCGACAGUGGCAGCGCCCAAGAAGCCCACAAGCAAGAUGAAUGAACAAAAAGCGUCUGAGCAUACAGCUGAAAAGAGCAUUCAGCCAAAGAUCAACGGACUACCAUUCACAUCCACGAAGAAGGUCGCGAAUGCCCUAUCCUCCAAAAACCCUUCAUCAACUGGAUCCCCUCUCAACACUUCGGACGUGGAGAAGUCACGUACUGUCCACAAGUCUUCUACCACUGCAGCUGGUGUCACCACUCCCGGAAACUCUGACCGCACCCUCAAGCGGAAGGCGAACGACAUUGAUAGUGACAUUCACAAGCACGACGUCAGCGUCAAGCAUCGCAAGACUGCAGGACACGCUCCUGUGCCCGGCAACACGGCUACAGCGACCCCUCCCAGCAGUGACAGGCCUUCGCUAAAGCGUAAGCCUGAUGGAACUAUGGCAGAUUCGAAACAGCCCACUGCCAAGAAGCUGGCUGCUACGUACAAGGCUUCUAAGCCUACACAGACUCCGACGCCGAGUUACUCCGGGGCGUCAUCAAUCUCGUCGACCUCAUCCACCCACUCCCACCAGCUGGGUAUGGGACAUGUUCACCACCAUGACUCUCCGCAGAGCUUCCACGACGCUAGCUCUGCUUCGCCUGAGCAGGGUCUGCCGCUCAACCACCGCCGGGCAAUUGAACUAAGUGCCCAGUUCAAGCGCUGCUAUCCCCAGUACCUCGCGCUGUACAUGUCGCUCAAAGGCCGGCCAGCGACGAAACAGGAGCUGGAGGAGCUCUACAAGAAGGACGCUAUCCUCAAGGGCAUGAAGAAGGAGGUGAACCGUCUCUGGGCUAACCCGGAGGCUUAA